Oncorhynchus tshawytscha (Chinook salmon) is the source of this 547-nucleotide messenger RNA. Its product is annotated as ragulator complex protein LAMTOR4. NCBI's taxonomy places the organism in Eukaryota, Metazoa, Chordata, Actinopteri, Salmoniformes, Salmonidae. Gene Ontology annotation, biological process: cellular response to amino acid stimulus; positive regulation of TOR signaling. Gene Ontology annotation, molecular function: guanyl-nucleotide exchange factor activity. The coding region runs from base 127 to 429 and encodes 100 amino acids. The record is from RefSeq and is a predicted model, not a curated record. Gene Ontology annotation, cellular component: lysosome; Ragulator complex. The transcript is spliced from 4 exons.
CUGCCACACAAAGGACAAAAUCCUUCUAUAUCGGAAUGACGUGACGUCACGUCAGCUGAUGAAGUCACGUGAAGAAAGAGAGGAAACGCAGCAGAUAGGCUUACUCAUAGGGCAAAACAAGUGAACAUGACUACUAGCACUCUGACACAGGGUCUGGAGAGGAUCCCUGAUCAACUGGGUUAUUUGGUGAUCAGUGAGGAUGGCGUAUUGGCGUCUGCAGGAGAGCUGGAGAAUGAUGAGCACACAGCGGGGGUCAUAAUGCAGAUGAUGCGGACAGCGUGCCGCUUCAGACUGCAGGGUGCUGCUGAGCCGCCCUUCAAACGCAUGUCAGUCAUGCUAGAGGACUAUGUGUACACAGUGACCGUGUCUGGUCAGAAGGUAUUUGUGGUGAAACGUCAAAACAACCAUAGGGAACCUGUAGUGGUGUAGAACCGUGUAGUGAAGAUGGGUUGGGAGGAUGAAGGCCACCACUCCAAUCAACGCACUCACACAGGACAGGGACUCAGUAAUCCACUGAACUGUUCCGUUCCUAUUUCUAUAAGGUUUC